This is a messenger RNA of Adineta steineri, 506 nucleotides long. The record is from the annotation of a GenBank genome assembly. NCBI's taxonomy places the organism in Eukaryota, Metazoa, Rotifera, Eurotatoria, Adinetida, Adinetidae.
UAUUAUCAAAUGGAAAAGUAUUAGUCAUUGGUGGAUAUAAUAAUGAUUUUUUAAAUAGUGCUGAGCUAUAUGAUCCAUUAACAGGUAUUUGGACACCUACUGGUAACAUGAAUAAUGUACGAAUUUAUCAUACAGCAUCUAUAUUACCAAAUGGAAAAGUAUUAGUUGCUGGUGGAUACAACGGUAGUAUUGCUUAUAAUAGUGUUGAGCUGUAUGAUCCAUUAACAAGUACUUGGAUAGCUACUAGUAAUAUGAAUAAUGCACGACAAUGGCACACAGCAUCUAUAUUAUCAAAUGGAAAAGUAUUAGUUGCUGGUGGUUUAGGUGUUAGUAGUUAUUUAAAUAGUGCUGAACUGUAUGAUCCAUUAACAGGUACUUGGACAACUACUAAUAACAUGAAUACUGCACGACAAGAGCCCACAUCAUCUCUAUUAUCAAAUGGAGUAGUGUUAGUUACUGGUGGAUUUAGUAAUCUCAAUUUUUUAAACAGUGCUGAAUUAUAUUAA